UGCUCAGAAGACACUCUUGGCACGGAAAAGAGGGUACCUUCCAGCCCAGAGAGAUCAAAGGCUCUUUUCGCCCAAAAUCCCUUCCGUCCUCCGCUAAAUGCGAAUCGGAGACAAGGUCGAGGGGAGAUUUCAAUGGAGGAGAAGACCCUGAUGGCCACCAAUAGGGGGAAAAAGAUGGCCAAGCGGGCUUCAAGGCCGAAAAAUGGCAAACCCCCCAAGCGAUAGGCCUAGGCACAUCAAGUGCCUGCAAGUGAACCUCCAUCAUGCAAAGGCGGCCUCUGACGUCUUAUGCAGGAGGUUCAAAACAGAACUCUUGGAUGUCGCAUUCAUCCAAGAACCGUGGGUUUUCGCCGGGGCUAUUAAAGGCCUAAACGACUGUGAUGAGUUGACACAACAGGACUUAGCUGCUGUAUGGACUAAAGUGCCCACUCAAAUGGGAGAACAAGAGGUCGUUCUCGCUUCAGCUUACCUCCCAGGCGACAGCUGUGAGAUGCCCACAAGGGAAGUAAUAGCCCUAGAGGAGUACUGCAGAAGGAGAAAGCUGAAACUAAUAAUGAGCUGUGAUGCCAAUGCCCAUCACUGUGUUUGGGGCAGCUCGGACACCAAUUCUAGAG
Messenger RNA from Rhagoletis pomonella (apple maggot), 614 nucleotides. RefSeq lists its product as uncharacterized. The transcript has 2 exons. The record is from RefSeq and is a predicted model, not a curated record. NCBI's taxonomy places the organism in Eukaryota, Metazoa, Arthropoda, Insecta, Diptera, Tephritidae. The annotation marks the transcript as partial.